Wallemia ichthyophaga EXF-994 is the source of this 702-nucleotide messenger RNA. RefSeq lists its product as uncharacterized. The record is from RefSeq and is a predicted model, not a curated record. Gene Ontology annotation, cellular component: nucleus; SMN complex. Bases 1 to 702 code for a protein of 233 amino acids. Gene Ontology annotation, biological process: spliceosomal snRNP assembly. NCBI's taxonomy places the organism in Eukaryota, Fungi, Basidiomycota, Wallemiomycetes, Wallemiales, Wallemiaceae. The transcript has 2 exons.
AUGAGCAGUGAUCGGGAUGAGAGCAAGGAUAUCUCAACUGGCGCACAAGUACUUCCUGUGGCUGAAUUGCCAAUGGAUUUCAGUGGAGAGGUGGCCGAUGGAGCCCAGUAUCUGUUUACAGUGAGACGCGAGGCAGCCAGAAUACCGAAUCAGAAACGCGUGUUGAAUCCGUAUGAGGGAGUCCAAGUGGCUGGUUCAAAUACCCAAUCAAGCAGCCACUCAUUCACUCACUCAGAAUGGCAGCAAUCUUAUUCAGCAAACUUCAAGAAACUCCGGAGUCUGAUAGCCACUAUUAAGCCACCCCCACUAUCCCAUUUGCCACACGGGUACAUGCCGUUCCCAGGUAAAAAGGAUAGAUCCGGGUGGAUCAAUUACAUCAACAAUCAAUCGCAUGAACCAAAGAUUUCUAUUUUAAAAUCACUAACUUGCGUCUCCGCUAUCACUCUAAUGACCUUCUUAGUGGAGGAUGCACAACAAAACCAGAAUCUCGGUGAUCUGCAAACGCGUUGGUUAGUCUUCUUGAUGGCUAGCCGACCUGAAGAUUUUAGUGGAAAUCUCGUUAGUAAUUUGAGAGUAUUGGCUAGGGGUGUUAUGUCAUUGAUCAAUAUCAACAACCCACCGACGACCAAAAACACAUGGAUGGUUCUCAUGUGUGUAAUCGGCGGAUUUGGACAAGCUGAUCUCUAUAAUGAAAUUGAUUAA